Dimorphilus gyrociliatus is the source of this 1045-nucleotide messenger RNA. Lineage: Eukaryota; Metazoa; Annelida; Polychaeta; Dinophilidae. The record is from the annotation of a GenBank genome assembly.
AAUGCUACUACAUUGUUUUGGAUGUAAGAAAAAGAUUAAUAAGCUGAAGCAAAGUGUUUGUUCACUUUGUCAUCAUAAAGUCCAUUGGUCUUGUUUAUCAGAUGGAUUAUGUUCUACAUGUUCAAGUGUUGAAAAAAAGAAAAUCAGAAUUAUUCUGAACAAAUGUGAUGAAAUUUUACAAGAUAAAGCUACCAAUAAAGUCUUAAAUUCUGAAAAAAAAGAUCUAAAUCAUACAAGAGAAGAGACAGAUGUGCAAAAUAUAAUAAUGGAUGUUGAUCACAAAGAAGUGGUUACUCUUAUUGAAACACUGAAUUGUGAUGCAGAGUCCAGGCUUGUUGAUAAUCUUAGUGAAAGCAGCCCUCUGGAUGGAAAUACAUUACAUUUUAAUGAGAAUGAUAUAAAUAUAGAGGAUUCCUUUGAAAGUAUACAAGAGAUGAACUAUGACACCAAAGAACAAAUUAUUGAAUUGAAAGUGUCAGCAAAACAAAAAGGAAAAACAGACACCAAUUGCAUUAAUCAACUGCUACAAUAUAAAGAACCAAAAAAGAUAGUUAUAGAUUUUGAAAAAGCUGUUUGGAAAGCUGUAUUACAUAAUUGGGAAAAUGUAAAUCUGUCAGGAUGCUUAUUCCAUUGGAAUCAAGCAGUUUAUAGAAAAAUUCAGAAGCUUGGUUAUUCUUCAGACUUCAACAAAAAAAAUGGACAAUUGUUUGAAAUGAGAAAGCUAAUGGCUUUGCCAUUCCUUCCAUGUCACAUUAUUCCAAUAAAGUUUAUCAAAAUUAAGGAUUACCUUAAAUCAAUUGAUAAACUUGCUGAUUUCAUUGAUUAUUUUGAAAAAACUUGGAUUAUGAAUGAUGUUUGCUUACCAAAAAGAUGGUCUAUCUAUCAAUGUGCAAUCAGAACAAAUAAUGAUGUUGAGGGAUUUCACAAUAGGUUGAAUGGUAAUGUUGGAGUAAAUGUUUCAUUUUAUUCUGUGAUAAAUGAAUUGAAAAGGGAAGCAGAUUGUUUACCAGCAUAUCAAAGAAUGUUAUCGGAAAAGAAGAUAUAA